This is a messenger RNA of Esox lucius (northern pike), 785 nucleotides long. Its product is annotated as complement C1q-like protein 2. The transcript has 4 exons. Bases 51 to 683 code for a protein of 210 amino acids. Lineage: Eukaryota; Metazoa; Chordata; Actinopteri; Esociformes; Esocidae. Gene Ontology annotation, molecular function: protein binding. The record is from RefSeq and is a predicted model, not a curated record.
UCCUGCUGGUGUUUCCCUGGUGGUAAAGACCUUAAGAGUCCAAGUGAAAAAUGAGGGUCAGUGCAGCUCUGCUGGUGGUCCUGUGUGGCACCCUGACUGGGGCUCAGACGGAAUUCCCAGAGAGUUCAGAUGGAAAACCUUUGAUUGACCAGGCUGAACCAAUAAAGGAUGCAAAUCAACAAGAAAAGGAAGCAGAUAUUUUAGCCCAGCUGAGGAAGAUGGAGAGCCAGUUGGAGAUACUUAAGGCUCAAGCAGAAACAAAAGUGGCAUUCUCAGUUGGAUUAGGGGGUACUGGAUAUUAUGGACCUUUCAACACAGACGUCACUAUUGUCUACCCCAUCGUCUUAACCAACAUUGGCAACGCUUACAACACGGCAACAGGCAUCUUUACGGCGCCAGUGGGAGGAGUCUAUCACUUCACAGUCUACCACCAUUCAGGAAAGGACCGCCGCUCCGACUCCAUGCUGUAUAAGAACCACGACCAAAUUGCAUUUAUUUCUGCUCUGAACAAGGAUGGGUCCUACAAUGGAUCUAAUGGUGUCAUACUGCAGCUGGAGAAGGGAGAUGUGGUAUAUGUCCGCCUGAUGGCUGAUUCAUGGCUCUGGGACCAUGUGAAUAAUGUCCCUCACCAUGGUUCCAAAGGAUGGUGCCACUUCAAUGGCAUUUUACUGUUUGCUGAGUAAACCUGAGUGCAACAAAAACCUAGAGUCAACUCAAAAAGUAUUGUCACUGUUCACGAAAUGAACAAAAACCUUCUGCAAAAAAUAAAUAACACAAAAAAUCAA